UGGCAUCCAGCAGCUGGAGGGUCUGUCAGCCAUGGAGGUGGAAGUCAGGUGCAGCUGCAGCAGCCGCCGCCACAGAAACAGCCCAGCAUGCCCAGCAUGCAAAACCUCAAGUUCAACCGCAGAAGAGGAAGCCCAAAACUGGAAUAUUAAUGCUAAACAUGGGAGGCCCCGAAACCCUCGGAGAUGUUCACGACUUCCUUCUGAGACUCUUCUUGGACCGAGACCUCAUGACGCUUCCUAUUCAGAAAAAACAUUUCUCAGGUUGCUAAGGUGGAAUAAAAUCCACUUACCUGUGUGUUAAAUGAUUUAGUAAGCUGGCACCAUUCAUCGCCAAACGUCGAACCCCCAAGAUUCAAGAGCAGUACCGCAGGAUUGGAGGCGGGUCCCCCAUCAAGAUAUGGACUUCCAAGCAGGGAGAGGGCAUGGUGAAGCUGCUGGAUGAAUUGUCCCCCAACACAGCCCCUCACAAAUACUAUAUUGGAUUUCGGUACGUCCAUCCUUUAACAGAAGAAGCAAUUGAGGAGAUGGAGAGAGAUGGCCUAGAAAGGGCUAUUGCUUUCACACAGUAUCCACAGUACAGCUGCUCCACCACAGGCAGCAGCUUAAAUGCCAUUUACAGGUACUAUAAUCAAGUGGGACGGAAGCCCACGAUGAAGUGGAGCACUAUUGACAGGUGGCCCACACAUCACCUCCUCAUCCAGUGCUUUGCAGAUCAUAUUCUAAAGGAACUGGACCAUUUUCCACUUGAGAAGAGAAGCGAGGUGGUCAUUCUGUUUUCUGCUCACUCACUGCCGAUGUCUGUGGUCAACAGAGGCGACCCAUAUCCUCAGGAGGUAAGCGCCACUGUCCAAAAUGUCAUGGAAAGGCUGGGGUACUGCAACCCCUACCGACUGGUGUGGCAAUCCAAGGUUGGUCCAAUGCCCUGGUUGGGUCCUCAAACAGACGAAUCUAUCAAAGGGCUUUGUGAGAGGGGGAGGAAGAAUAUCCUCUUGGUUCCGAUAGCGUUUACCAGUGACCAUAUUGAAACGCUGUAUGAGCUGGACAUCGAGUACUCUCAAGUUUUAGCCAAGGAGUGUGGAGUUGAAAACAUCAGAAGAGCUGAGUCUCUUAAUGGAAAUCCAUUGUUCUCUAAGGCCCUGGCCGACUUGGUGCAUUCGCACAUCCAGUCAAACGAGCUGUGUUCCAAGCAGCUGACCCUGAGCUGUCCGCUCUGUGUCAAUCCUGUCUGCAGGGAGACUAAAUCCUUCUUCACCAGCCAGCAGCUGUGACCCCCGCUGGUGGAUCCUGUGGCAUUAGGCAAAUGCCCAACCUCCAGAUACCUCCGAUGUGGAGAGGAUGUUAUUAGAGAUCAAGGAAGGAAGUCAUCCUUCCUUGAUAUAUAUACAGCCUUUGGGUACAAAUUGUGUGAUUUCUUGAGGACUGGACUCUAUUGAUGGAUUUCUAUUUUUGUAUAACUAUACAGUAAGCAUUUGUAUUUUCUCUCUCUAGGUAUGUUACUAGUUUGGAAUGUCCACUAGGACCUUUAAUAAAUGAGUUAAAAAUGUAUCUUAUUAGACACACCUAUUUUAAAUACAGAUUUUGGCUUUAUUGCCCAAAAGCCUCCUGAAAGGGUACAGAGAGUCCCCUCUGUGGGCUGGCAGUGUGAAUGAGAUCUGUUUAGUCUUGUGCAUAUAGUUGCUGUUUUUUAAAUGAACAUAGUUGAAUAUUUGAAGUGAAUUUGAAAAAGAAAUGUUACUUAGUCUUUCCCUAAGCCCGUGGGUUACAGAGUGCUAUGGAGGCAAUUUGGUCACCUGCAAUGGCUACUGUUGCCAGCGAGGCUACCAUUCUUUGGUCAUCUUGGUAUUUGUGUAUUAAUCUCACUUUCCUCAGUGUAAAAAGGAAUCAAGUACAGAUUUCAGAAGUGCUCUGAGAUUCCCCAUACACCCGAGGCUAAUAAACGUGUGCCAGUACAGUGUUCAUGAUACGUGCCUUGGUGGGAGUCUGUGGUGCCACAGGGAAGGGGCUCCCACUGCUUCUGGUCUCCGAGGACAGUGCUGCUGGAAAGGCUAACGAUGAGCUUCACCCUGGAGCUCCUCCCGGGACCUUGCAAGCCUUUCCAUCCAGCAUCUUCUCUUAGUUGAAUGCCUUCUUUCUACACAUUUGUUUUCAGAAUUAUUUUAUAAGGUCAACAAUACUUCACUUGAAUUCUUUCUUAAUUUACAAUUUUUUAUUAUAAAAAUUUAUAGCCAUACAAUGGGACACGUGAAGAAUACAGAAAAGUAACCACUUUAAUGAAAUAACUAUUAUCAUAGUAUUGUAUUUCAUGCUAGUCCUUUCCUGUAGAUAUUUUUAAUGCCAUUGUCACCUUGGAUUUGUGAGUGAAAAGUGUUUCAAAAGUAUAGAAAAAAUAUCAGAUCAGAAUCUGAUCUAUAUUUGUAUUUAAAUGGAUUAAAAGAUCCCUGGUGGUUCCCUGAAGAAUUUGUAAAGAUCACUUUCUCUUUCCUCCAAACCCUGAAACUUUGUUCUUCAAAAGAGCAUUUUUUUUUAAAGCCAGUUUAUAAACUGGAAGUAUUAGGAGAUUCAUAAAUCUUCUAUAUUGAGAAUUGGCUGUGUUAAUAAAUAUUACAACAUCA
Molecule: messenger RNA, 2612 nt
Organism: Mandrillus leucophaeus (drill)
Lineage: Eukaryota; Metazoa; Chordata; Mammalia; Primates; Cercopithecidae
Gene: FECH
Product: ferrochelatase
Exons: 10
Coding region: 423-1268 (281 amino acids)
Biological process (GO): heme biosynthetic process
Molecular function (GO): protoporphyrin ferrochelatase activity
Source: RefSeq, a predicted model, not a curated record